Molecule: messenger RNA, 657 nt
Organism: Miscanthus lutarioriparius
Lineage: Eukaryota; Viridiplantae; Streptophyta; Magnoliopsida; Poales; Poaceae
Source: the annotation of a GenBank genome assembly
AUGGGGAAGCCUUCAGCAGCACAACCAUUGCAGUCUGAGAAUGUAUUUAUCAAGAAGAGGUUCAAGCGAAAAUGGAAGAGACGAAUCGAACCAGGAAAUGCUAUAGCUGGGAAACAGUUUUGUCAAGGUGCAGGGUCCAAGCCAUCUCUUCGCAAAUUGAUUGUAGCCAUCCCACCAAGAUUGACAAAAAAUCAGUCUUAUAAAUGGUUGACUCAAGCUUCAGCAUGCAUCAUUGAGGACAAGCACCACAUGAGCAAGAGGAAAAACACAAGGGACGAGGGGGAUUGGGAGACCGAACGACGGCUGGAGUGGAGCCUAGCGGCGCUGGACGGCGGAGACCUUCAUUGCGAGGGCCGAGCGCUCCACCGACGGGGACGCCGCGCCGGGGUCGCCGUGGGAGGUGGGGCCGCCGUGGCUGCAGCGCUCGAGCUUCACGCCCGCGCCGGGGUGGCCGCAGCCACCGUGCUUGCGCUCGCCGCCCGCUCCGGGGUGGCCGGAGCCGCCACGCUCGCAACGCCGGUCGCGCCGGGGAUGUCCGAGACCGGAGAGGCCGGGGUCGCCGCGCCCGUACCUCGCCUGCGCCAGGGUCACCGGGAACGACGCGAACGCACCCCGCCCGCGCUGGGGCUGCUGGCCCAUCGGGUCGCGUCGGGAUGA